This is a messenger RNA of Peromyscus eremicus (cactus mouse), 569 nucleotides long. RefSeq names its product ubiquitin-conjugating enzyme E2 variant 2-like. The transcript has a single exon. Lineage: Eukaryota; Metazoa; Chordata; Mammalia; Rodentia; Cricetidae. Gene Ontology annotation, biological process: DNA damage tolerance; protein K63-linked ubiquitination. Gene Ontology annotation, cellular component: nucleus. The record is from RefSeq and is a predicted model, not a curated record. The coding region runs from base 13 to 447 and encodes 144 amino acids.
UAGCAGGAGAAGAUGGUGGUUUCCACAGGAGUUAAAGUUCCUCAGAAUUUUCGCUUGUUGGAAGAACUUGAAGGACAGAAAGGAGUAGGUGAUGGUACGGUUAGCUGGGGCCUUGAUGAUGAUGAAGACAUGACACUUACAAGGUGGACAGGCAUGAUUAUUGGGCCACCAAGGACAAACUAUGAAAACAGAAUAUAUAGCCUGAAAGUAGAAUGUGGAUCUAAAUACCCAGAAGCUCCUCCAUCAGUUAGAUUUGUAACAAAAAUUAAUAUGAAUGGAAUCAAUAAUUCUAGUGGAAUGGUGGAUGCACGAAGCAUACCAGUUUUAACAAAAUGGCAAAAUUCCUAUAGCAUUAAAGUUGUACUCCAAGAGCUAAGAUAUCUAAUGAUGUCCAAAGAAAAUAUGCAGCUUCCACAGCCACCGGAAGGACAGAGGUACAACAACUGAUUUUAGUGGAUCUCAAACUUGUCUUAAAUCAACAACCUUCUACUCAUGUUAAUGUCUUGAUUAAAUAUCACCAUGCAAAAUACCCACACAUUAAGUAAAAGAGUUCCAGCUGGUAAACAUGA